This is a messenger RNA of Dicentrarchus labrax (European seabass), 3995 nucleotides long. It is a transcript of the gene adora1b, whose product is annotated as adenosine A1 receptor b. NCBI's taxonomy places the organism in Eukaryota, Metazoa, Chordata, Actinopteri, Moronidae. Gene Ontology annotation, biological process: G protein-coupled adenosine receptor signaling pathway. Gene Ontology annotation, molecular function: G protein-coupled adenosine receptor activity. The record is from RefSeq and is a predicted model, not a curated record. Gene Ontology annotation, cellular component: synapse; membrane; dendrite.
UUUUUGAGGAUUUAGCUCUUUAUUUCUAGCUUUGUCAGUACAGCAUGAAACACAUGAACACAGGUGCCUACAAAUACUUACAUCCCUGACAAAUAUCGUUCUUAUUGUUUUCUGUUUUUACAGAACUUACUCUCCACACAUACACGCAAAAAAAAAAAAAAACAGAAGGUUUACACAGUCAAAGUACCAAGGGGAAUCAAACACAGCAAUACGCUGACAGCACAUCAAUAUCUAGGAAUGCACCCUGAAACCUGAGUCCAUGCCAGGCCACAGAGACCACUCCGGAGAGCCCAGGCCCCAUUGUCUCCAAUAUAUUCUAGAAAGGGGUCACAGAUUUGAAAAAACUUAAAUGGUUUAUCAUUAAGCCAGAAGCGUAUAGCUUCUAGGGGGAGAAGUUCCAUAAUACUCCGGAUCCAAUGUGAGACUGUGGGGACAGAGUCUGAAAUCCACUGUAGAAGAAUACAUCUCCUUGCAUUAAACAGCAGCACCUUAAACAGCUUCAGUGAAGGGGGGCUGAGGUUCAAAGCUGCUGGUUGUACUCCCAGGAUACAGGAAAUAGGUUCCAGGGCUAGUUUCCUCUUGAAAAUAAUAUCAAUUUCUUUACACACUUUGAUCCAAAAGUCAUUAAUAAGAGGGCAUUCAAAAAUACAGUGGAAAUAUGAACCUUCAAUAAUUUUACACUUAUUACAGUAUUUUGAAAGCAGAGGUAAAAAGUGGAAUUCACAUUGUGAGUGUGUAUUGUGCCACUGUUUACUCAGUCCUUUAUCACUCAAGGAAUUGUUUAUAAGCUAAUGACAUUUUCCUUAGCUUUAUCUGUGAUAUUUUUCUGUCAGCUUUGGCAGUUCAGUGCCUCACCUCUUAUCAGAACAACGGGGCAAAAGAGCAAGGUCCAUUAGCAUCUGAAAGGGUGUGGAAGAAAGGCGCGCAUGGCGUUAUACAGAAAAAAGGUGCGAGUUCAAAUCACCUCUGCACUACCUGACUUCCUCGGGACGGUCCCGCGGAAGGCUACAGCGGCGUUCGUUUAUUUCUGCAUUGGAAAAUGAAGCAAUCGCACCCAGCAACGGAAUCCGAUGAUCUAUAACCAAGAUAACACUUUAGAGACUCAAAGACAGCAGAUUCGAAAAGGCGAGACAAAUCCCACAGCUAUUUCCGACAACUGCAUUACUGCUCUUACUGAAAGCACAGCGAGGGAGAGAGGAAGAGGGGGCACCCGCCUGCGCAGCUGAUGCAACUGUGCGCGCCUCCAUCCAGAAGAUAGUUUAUUUGCUUUGUUAAAACCUGCUUUGUUGAAUUUAAAAAAAAAAAAAAAAAAAAAAAAAGAAAACGUAGACUGAUGAAGAUGAAGCGCCCUCUUGGAUAAAUCGAAACGCAUGGGGAAGGAUGCUGCACUCACUAGGAGCAGGUGUAUUCAACCAAGUGGAGGCGCAGGACACAGAGCAGGAGCGAACAGCCACCGGACCACCACACCUGCUCCAAAAGGAAAAAAAACCCUCAUCCUUAGAUAUGCUGCUGGUUAACGAGCUUCUCCACUCUCAAAAUAACUGGAUUUUUCUUGUCAGUUAUUUAUGGUAACCAGGAGAAUGUGUGCACCGUGAAACUGAUGGACGCGCAGCUCGUUUGGAAAAUACUAUAGUGAAAAAAAGGACUGCUCUGUUGGCUUCUUAUAAGCCUGCUUCACUGAAAUCAAUCUUAUCAAGGACAUCAUUAUCUGCAAGGAUGCCCGGAGCACUUUUAUCAGCGCAGUCGCUCUACAUUGGGAUGGAGGUGCUGAUUGCAGUCGCUUCUGUGAUCGGGAAUGUGAUGGUGGUUUGGGCGGUGAAAAUUAAUAAAUCGUUGCGAGAUACCACGUUUUGUUUCAUCGUCUCCCUGGCUCUGGCGGAUAUUGCAGUGGGAGCUCUCGUCAUCCCUUUGGCCAUCACUAUCAGCAUCGGACUCCAAACUCACUUUUACAGCUGCCUGCUGGUGGCGUGCACGGUGCUGGUGCUGACGCAAAGUUCAAUCCUGGCCCUCCUGGCUAUUGCAAUUGACCGCUAUCUCAGGGUCAAGAUCCCGACCAGGUACAAGCGAGUGGUGACCACCCAGCGAGCUGGGCUGGCAGUGGUGAUAUGCUGGACAGUGGCUUUCAUCGUGGGACUCACACCCAUGUUAGGCUGGAACAACCUGAGGCGCCUCCAGCAGAACGGCUCCAUCAGCUCUGACCUCAUUAUCACCUGCCAGUUCGAAAACGUCAUCAGCAUGGACUACAUGGUCUAUUUCAACUUUUUCGGCUGGGUGCUGCCACCACUGCUGCUCAUGUUGGUCAUCUACGCAGAGAUCUUCUACAUGAUCCACAAGCAACUUAACAAUAAGAAGUUCACCACCAGUCACACAGACCCCAACAAGUACUAUGACAAGGAACUGAAUCUUGCUAAAUCGCUGGCCCUGGUCCUUUCUUUUGCCAUCAGCUGGCUUCCCCUCCACAUCAUCAACUGCAUCACACUCUUCUGCCCUGAGUGCAACAAGCCCAUUGUUCUCCUCUAUAUCGCCAUCCUGCUCACCCACGGCAACUCUGCUGUCAACCCAAUUGUCUACGCUUUCCGCAUUAAGAAGUUCCGCACGGCCUUCAGGAAAAUCUGGCAACAGUACUUAUGCUGCAAGGACACACCACCUCUGGAGAUUCAGCCCAGUGACAGGAAAGAGAUGCCCAAUCCAGAGCCACAGCAGGCGACACCAGCGCUGCCCCCUCAGACGCUAACUCUAAACUCUGAUCCGACACCACAGCAGCCGCCUCCCCCUGAGCAGCAGCAGGACCAGAUGACUGAACCACAACAACGGCCUAAAGAACAUCCGCCCUUACUGGAGCAGAAUGUGGUCUAAGCCAAGGAACUGAUCUGAUUGCUGGGAAAGUAAUGAUCAACGCACAAGCAUUGGUUCUCUCCUCAUUUGAAUCCAUUCUAAUGAGGAGCAUGAAGUAGUACAGUGCUGCAGUGACUGAGACUGUGACUUGGAUCGUAAAUCUCAAACGCUGGACGAUCAUUUAUUUUUACUCAGGAGGAGUGGAUGUACUUAAAGUUUGGUCAGAGCAACAAGAAAAGGCAAAAAGGAUAUCUAUAAACUUGCAAUAAUAGAAGUCUUUUUGACAGCGGCUGUCUAUCUUAGUAACAGACUGAAGGCAUUAAGCUUUAAUUUUUUUUUUGGUGUGAACAGUACAAAAUGUGCAAUAUAAGUUAUUGUGGUUGGUCAAUAUCACAUUAUCAAAUGUUAUAACUUGCGAUAAAAUCAAGGUUUCUACAUUCAAUAGAGCAGGUUCAUCUUACUACUGUAAUACUGUGUGUAUGUUUAAACUGGCAGUGGCUGAAGAAUAUGAAUGUAAUAAUAAUGUAAAUAAGGGACUACAGCAGUACAGCUGUGAAUGCUCAUCUCUUCUUCAGGGUCUUAAUCGCACAACAGUGGUAGAGCGAGUGGCACUAUGGGAGAGAUUUUUGCAGCAACGAGGUGUGUAUGUGCUGAUAGAAGGGUUUUGUAAUCCCUUAGCUCUUCUCCACUGGAGUCCCUCAGUGAUCCAGCAGCCCUGAUCCAUUACGGAGAAGAUACAGGGAUAGCAAGCAGCUGGAGGGAAUGGGAGGUUUUAACCUUUUAGAAGCUGCGUGCAGGAGACUCCUGGCUGCAGGACGACAGCUACUCAUGGGAGAGAAUGACAAGAUGCACUUAAAGCUCAUGUUUAUCCAGCCUCCAUGCCAGCUGGUGGUGGUAGCGGGGUUUUCCUUUUUUUCCCUUCAUGGAUUCAUAAUAACCUUAUCACAACGUACCGCUAGACACAGUGGCUUCCAUGGCCUUAUUCAGUAUUUUAAAGUAGUACUAGUAUGGACUGGACAAGAAAAGACAUCCUGAAGAUUGUGAGUAUCUUAACUACACUGUAAGCUCAACAUUUUGCAUAAUGCCAAACUGGGGCAUCUGUAGAUUAGUUAUGUUAUGUUCAAUGCCACUGACAUAAAGACAUUGUAUGAGAAUGUAAA